AUGCACCUCUUAAGUCUUGACUCUAACGGUAAACCUUACCUGACAGCUUUUCCCGAGCUUGAAGUACCAGCCUAUGUCAUUCUCUCUCAUAGAUGGGCAACUUCAAACGAGGAAGUUACUUUUAAAGACAUAAUGGAGAAUUCUGGUAGUGAAAAGGCUGGAUAUCAUAAGAUCGACUUUUGUGGACAACAGGCAAAAGUAGACGGCCUGAGUUACUUCUGGAUUGAUAGUUGUUGUAUUGACAAGUCGAGUGCUACAGAGCUCUCAAAAGCGAUCAACUCUAUGUUCAGAUGGUAUCGGAAUGCCAAGAAGUGCUACGUGUAUCUCACAGACGUUUCGAUGACAGCAAGUGCUGAGCGCAAGUCAUGGGAGCCAGCGUUCCGCAAAAGUCAAUGGUUUACAAGAGGAUGGACGCUGCAGGAGCUCCUGGCCCCGAGAGCUAUCGAGUUCUUCUCUAGAGAAGGUAAAAUACUUGGCGAUAAGAAAACCUUGGGAGGACUUCUCCGCACGGUCACCGAGAUUCCUUUUCAUGCUCUACAGGGAGUUCCAUUAUCUCAAUUCCCUGUCGAAGAAAAGUUCAGAUGGGCAGCCAAACGCCAAACAACAGAGGUAGAAGACAAAGCCUAUUCCCUCCUAGGUAUUUUCGACGUUGCUAUAGUCCCAAUUUAUGGUGAGGGAGAGAGGAAUGCUAUUUUCCGACUAAAGAAGGCCAUUGAGGAUAAGGAAAGCAUGCCGAAAGAGCUUGAUCCAGGAAAAACAAAUUGCGUCCGCAUGACAGUGCCAGCCGACCCGACUGGUGACUGUAUUUUACAUGUUACGAUGGGUGGACCCACGCUGCCGGAUAUCAUUUACAAAAUGACUGGUGUUAAAUUGAGGGUAGUGGAAGGCAAAUGGCAAGCUCUAUUUCCAAAUGGCUCUAGCUUGACGCCGUUCCCUUCAGUACGUAUUAAUGGCAUGAAUGAUGUGGGGAUCGCAAAAAUGUUCCCUAUAGAGAGCUCUCAUAGCAUCAUAGAAGGGUUGAGCACAAGCAACUUGUACGCGAAAGAAAAGGCAGGUGAGGCUCUUCUCCGUUCAUGUGUGUCAUUUCUUGUUCAAGCGGAUUCAGAAUGCGAUGUCAUUAUGGAACUGACACUUGGUCGCGCAGUGGCUGAUAGGAUUGCGCUACAACUCUAUGCCGACGGAUGA
Exophiala aquamarina CBS 119918 is the source of this 1185-nucleotide messenger RNA. RefSeq lists its product as uncharacterized. Lineage: Eukaryota; Fungi; Ascomycota; Eurotiomycetes; Chaetothyriales; Herpotrichiellaceae. The record is from RefSeq and is a predicted model, not a curated record. The transcript has 2 exons. Bases 1 to 1185 code for a protein of 394 amino acids.